AUGUCAGACAAGUUGGACAGCAAAGUCACUACAACCCAAACAGACACGGAUCGACCAGCACUCGCUGGUUUGUUCACCAGCCGCAGAAGAAGAGAUCCGACUGAGAUAGCAACACAAAUCUCUGUAUUCGAUGACCCUGACAAGGCUGCAUUUUUCCAACCUCAUCCUCAGUAUGAGAACCUGCACCGCUUCGAUCCCAGUGAGCGAUGGACGUGGGGUGAAGAGCUGCCAUUGAUCCGCAAGAUUGACUGGAAAGUCACUUGUUGGGCCGCAUUGGCCUUCUUUGCCCUCGACCUGGAUAGAAGCAAUAUCAGCCAGGCCAACACGGACAAUUUCCUGGAGGAUAUGGGGAUGAACACGAAUGACUUCAAUCUCGGACAGACGCUAUUCAAGGUCGCCUUUCUGGUUGCAGAACUGCCGUCGCAGCUUGUUAGUAAAAAGAUUGGACCGGAUCGUUGGAUUCCCAUCCAGAUGAUUCUCUGGAGUAUUGUGUCUGCCGCGCAGCUCGCACUGAAUGGACGAGCAUCGUUUCUUUGCAUCCGAGUGCUUCUUGGAUUCUUGCAGGGGGGAUUUAUCCCAGACAUCAUCUUGUACUUGUCUUAUUGGUACAAGAAUAACGAGCUUCCUUUCCGCCUGGCAAUCUUCUGGAUGGCUAAUCGUCUCACCGACGUGGUAUCCCCGUUGAUUGCAUAUGGCGUCUUACAUCUCCGUGGCCAUCAAGGCAGAGAGGGAUGGAGAUGGCUAUUCCUCAUCGAAGGCCUCAUCACCCUCGCAAUCGGACUUUGGUCCGUCUUCCAAAUGGCCCCAUCACCCACGCAAACAAAAGCACCAUGGCGCCCAAAAGGCUGGUUCUCCGAACGAGAAGAAAAGAUCAUGGUGAACCGCAUCCUGCGCGAUGACCCGUCGAAAGGCGACAUGCAUAACCGGCAAGCCAUCACGCCGCGGCUGUUGUGGAAGUCGCUGUGCGAUUUCGACCUCUGGCCUGUCUACGCUAUCGGCUUGACGUUUGGCAUUCCUGCCGGUCCUCCGGAUCAGUAUCUUACGCUGAUUCUGCGGAAUCUGGGGUUUGAUACGUUUAAUUCGAAUUUGUUGAGUAUUCCGGCGCAGAUUGGGACGACUGUUAAUAUGCUCAUUCUGACAUAUAUAUCAGUGAGAAUCAACCAGCGUGCUCUGAUCGGCCUUUUUGUGCAGUUUUGGUUUCUGCCUUGUCUCGUUGCUCUGGCGGUUCUUCCCUCUACCACGUCACGCUGGGGCUCUUAUGCUCUGGUGACGGUUCUGCUUGCCUAUCCAACCCCCCAUCCCAUGCAGGUUGGAUGGUGCAAUUCCAACUCGAAUACCGUCAGAACGAGGACGGUUUCUGCAGCAGUGUACAACAUGAUGGUCCAAGUCCAAUCGAUCAUCUCAUCCAACAUUUACCGCGCGGACGAUAAACCGCUUUAUCGGCGGGGAAAUCGAGUUCUUGUGGCCAUUACCUGCUGGAAUAUUCUGCUCUACGUACUGGCCAAGGUGUACUAUACCUGGCGGAACAAGCGGCGGGAUCGGAUCUGGGACGGCAUGACAGCAGAGGAGAAACAUGAGUAUCUGAAUACGACUACUGAUGAGGGGAGUAAGAGGUUGGAUUUCAGAUUUGCCAGUUAG
Molecule: messenger RNA, 1638 nt
Organism: Aspergillus wentii DTO 134E9
Lineage: Eukaryota; Fungi; Ascomycota; Eurotiomycetes; Eurotiales; Aspergillaceae
Exons: 11
Coding region: 1-1638 (545 amino acids)
Biological process (GO): transmembrane transport
Cellular component (GO): membrane
Molecular function (GO): transmembrane transporter activity
Source: RefSeq, a predicted model, not a curated record